AGCUCCUCCUGUCCCGCGAGGGCUCACACAUUGGUACAUAGUUGACUCACAGCAGACUGAACUCUUAACGGACGCACCGCUAAUGUGAUAAAACAAUCAUUGGUUGAUACACAUGCACAGUUUGUGCUUGCUAAUGCAUGUCCGCGCCGCUGUGACAUUGACGGAACCCUUACAGGAUUUGGACGUUCACUUUACCUCAAGCUCGCUAGUUUCGCUUGCGCCAAUGCCAUCAUACGGUCUGUACUCUCGACUGUUAUCGAAUCAAGCUCGCGUUUCUAGCCAAGGAUUUGUGCGAUGGUUAAUCGUGGUCGGCCCUCGCGCGAUUGUCAACCCUGCAAGAUCAGGAAACUACGGUGUGACCUCCAGCGUGGGAGAUGCGGGCAGUGUUGUCGAGCCAGCAUCGCUUGCUUUGGUUGGCCCGACCCCGAUGUACUAAUAAUUCGGGACGAAACCAUGUCUACUCAACGGAAAGUCUUAGCCAGGGCCAACAUCCGAGCCAUUGGAACAUCACACAGAAGGCAGUCGCCUGAGUUAUCUUCGGGGGCAUCUGUACCACGAUACAUUAGCAUUGCGUCGUCCUCGUCCGCUCCAACGCCGAUCUCAGACCCCCACGGCAUACAAGCUUUCUCGUUCGAAGAGGAACCACAGCUCCAGGAGACUACGUUUUCUGCCUCUAAGGGCGUAGGACGAGUUGCAUACGAAGAAAGAUCGAUACCAACUUCGUUGUCUUUUUCCUGGGAAGUUCGCGCUCGUAGUGCCUUCUUCUCGUAUUAUAUAUUCGGCUUCUCUCGCAGUCAUGAUGCUUUAACACACUUAUACACUGCCUCAUCCGCCACCAGCGUUCUCUCCGCCGCUGUGGAUGCUGCCGCUUUAGCAUUCUUGGCUAAGCAUCAUCAGGUUCCUGGAUAUGUCCCUAUAAACCCAGCUCCUGGCUCCAGCGAGUUAAUACGCCUGACCAGCAGCAGCUACAUCACUGCGAUAAAACUCAUGUCCGCUAUAGUCGAUACUGCUCUCGCUCCUCAGGUUGGAGCUUUCAGCGGUAAAAGAAACGGGGCAGCUUUUGAAGAUGCUACCUUCCAAGCAGUGCUUCUUCUUGACUUAUGCGAAAAGCUUGCGUGUGUAACUUUGCGCCCGGACGGCAAACGCAUCUCGCACGAUCAUACCAACAAUAGCAACUCUUCCGGUAGUAGGCCAUGGCUAAGCCACUUGCGGGGUGCUUUAGAUCUGGUCCGCGUACGUGGUCUCAAGGGCAGGUACUCCUCAUCCACUGCCAGACGUCUGACCGCUCGCCUGGUCAUGACUUUAGUCAUUAGCUGUGGAGUGUCUGGAGUACAUGUGCCACAAGAAUUAGAAGAGCUUCGGAUGGGGCUUCUACCGUAUCUUAGUACCCCACCACUAAGCGAAGAUCCCGGAAAUUCAAGCAUAUGGAAUAAAGAUGAGGCUAAAGUGGAACCGAAGUUUGCCGUUACGAGCUUGGUUGUUGGGGUUGUUAAUCUUGCGGCCGACAUCCAGCAGGGUAGUCUACCACCUGGUGACCUGAUUCGACGGUCUAACGAACUGGACAAUGGUUUCAUGGACUUGGAAAGUGAACUCCCGUCCUCAUGGCAGUUUGAGCGUAAGUUCUCGGAGAGCGGCUUUCCAGUGGUCUAUGCGGGUUACUAUGACAUUUAUACGGAUCACUUCGUAACCCAAGUACGGAAUGUGAUUCGAAGUAUGCGCCUGCUUUUAUUCGAGCUGAUGUGGAAACGCUGCCCUGACCAAAAGAAUGUCGAUGAUUAUCAAACGGAAAUUUCAGAAGUUGUUGACGGUCUGUGUGGCGAUAUUUGUGCUGCUGUUCCACAGUUUGUCUGGCUCCAAGCAAGGAGCGAGAAUUGUGUUCCUUUCACACCUUUGCAGUUACUGCAGUGCUACACCUUGCUGAGUCCAUUAUACAUAGCGGGAAAGCUAUCUACUCAUGUGACUAUGCGGGCCUGGAUCAUUAGCACUCUACAUUAUAUGGCAGAUUCAGGUGGACUGAUGGCUGCCAAGUCAGUUGCGGAAAUAUUAGAGACCCAUGAUGAUGUCUCAUACUGGCAAGUGUACGCAAUGCUAGGAAGUUACGCCUUUGCGGCAUGAUAAAAAUGAGGGUCCAUAGAGUUUCAAUCUUCACUAUGCGAUAAAGAAACCAUGUGUUCAAGCAUAACACAUUAACACUGGACUUCGAAAACUCCUUUGUCGUCUCAAAGGUGCCCCAGGAAUAUGAACGUGCUUUUUGUAUUUAGAUUAGGCAUUUCUUCCUUCAGUUAUUAUCUGUCUCAGGGGAGAAUUGUAUACUACUCCAAAUAUCUAAUGGCUUCAUGACGUGUAAUUCCG
Truncatella angustata is the source of this 2352-nucleotide messenger RNA. RefSeq lists its product as uncharacterized. Gene Ontology annotation, biological process: regulation of DNA-templated transcription. Gene Ontology annotation, molecular function: DNA-binding transcription factor activity, RNA polymerase II-specific; zinc ion binding. The transcript has 2 exons. Lineage: Eukaryota; Fungi; Ascomycota; Sordariomycetes; Amphisphaeriales; Sporocadaceae. The record is from RefSeq and is a predicted model, not a curated record. Bases 295 to 2115 code for a protein of 606 amino acids.